GUCCCCUGGUCAUGGGAUCGCCGUUAUACCAAGAAAGAUGUUUAUGGCAAAGUUUGGCCUAGAUAAGUACAGCUCUACAUUAGUCAAGUGACUUACGCAGAAGUCUGAAUCCUAGACGACAAUGGCGAUAUCUUCAAUCCCUCCAUUUCUCCUUCUCCUCUGCCUCAUCCCCGCCAACGCCCUUCCGGCGAAAACCGUCGUAUCGGAGUUGACCCGUCUCCGGUCGGAGUCAUCCGCCGGCGUGAUCCACCUCACAGACCAACUCCUGAAACGCAUAAUCUCCGUCCCCACUCCCCGUCCUUUCUCUCUUCUCAUCUUCUUCGACUACAAUCGCAUCCACUCCGUCAAACCCGAAAUCACCUUGCCUGCUCUCAGAAACGACAUCUCCCUCCUCGCCUCUUCCUUCCUCGCAAACAACCCGGAUCCAAAAACCAACACCAACCUCUUUUUCUUCGACAUCGAAUACCAAGAAUCCGAGCUCUCUUUCAGGAAAUUCGGCGUCGAUUCACUGCCCCACAUCUGCAUUGUCCCCCCUUCGGCUAUGGACCUCCGGAAAGACCCCAUUGAAAUGGACUCUUCGGCGUUUUCCCGGCAGGCGGAGUCCAUGGCAGAGUUCGUGGAAGCCAAAACCAAGCUCCAAAUCCGCCCAAUUCAUCAUCGCCCAGUCACUGAUUCCAGGAAAAGAGUGAUCUUUGCGGCAGCUGUUAUAGUGAUAUGCAGUCUGAUGUUGAUGCCAAAGAUUUCUUUCAAGAAAAGCAUUUUGGUGGACAAGAAUCUGUGGAUGGGAGGGGCCAUAAUAGUCUACUUUCUCAGCGUGGGAGGGAUCAUGCACAACAUAAUCAGACAGGUGCCCAUGUUCCUAGGAGACAUGAACGAUCCUGAUGGAUUGGUUUUCUUCUACAAAGGGACUCAAACGCAACUGGGAGCAGAAGGUUACGCUGUCGGGUUCUUGUACACGAUUGUGGGAUUGUUGUUGGCCUUUUUGACCCAUGCACUGGUGCUGCUGAAGAACAGGAGUGAUCAGAGGUCGGCCAUGGCUGUCGUGCUCUUUGCUUCGGUCUGGGCUGUGAAGAAGGUGGUUUUCUUGGAUAAUUGGAAGACUGGCUACUCCAUUCAUUCUUACUUUCCACGUCGUUGAUCGCCAUUUUAGCAAUAAUGUUAGCUGCAGAAUGUUGGGCAUUUGUCUCAGACUCUCAAUUGGUGGUGUCAUUGGAACUGGGAAGUGGAAAUGAAAUGUUUGGUUUUGGAUUCAAGCACUAAUAUGAUGAUGAUUGAAGAAUUUAUAUGAUCAUAGUUCUGAGCUCAGAAUGCAUGCAGGCUGCAGCAUUGUCUCAUCAAGAACCUAUAUAUGUUGAUGUGGUCAUUGUUCAAGAAGAAUGAUAUAUCAUUGUUUGUGAUUAUAUUAUAUAUAAUAAUAAUUAUGAAAAACUUUAUCAUUCAUUGUACAUUGUAAUUAUACUUUAUGCCAAUAAUGUUUACCCCAAUACAUGUUCGGGACAUUUG
This is a messenger RNA of Ipomoea nil (Japanese morning glory), 1503 nucleotides long. Its product is annotated as probable dolichyl-diphosphooligosaccharide--protein glycosyltransferase subunit 3B. Gene Ontology annotation, cellular component: oligosaccharyltransferase complex. Lineage: Eukaryota; Viridiplantae; Streptophyta; Magnoliopsida; Solanales; Convolvulaceae. The transcript is spliced from 3 exons. The record is from RefSeq and is a predicted model, not a curated record. The coding region runs from base 122 to 1138 and encodes 338 amino acids.